GGCGUAGUUGUAGAUUCCACUCCCCAACGCUACCACCUCCCUCCUCCUCCUCCCUGCUUUCCCUACACGCUGCUCAGCUUCGUUACUCGACGACUCCAAAGGCUUUUUUUGUUUUUAAUUUCAGAACGAGAAUUAUUCAACUGCAAUGCGCUAGUGAAGGAUGAAAUUUGCUCACCCAUUCCUUCUAAAUGUGCGGGUUUGGUGGCUUGAUGGAAGGGCGAGGGUGAUUGAAUGUUGGCGUUCGGGGAGGAGGUCGUCGCUGUGAGUCGCAUGGUUGUAAAGCUCUCUGAGUCGGUUCGGUUUGGUAUGAGAAUUGGUUCCUGUGGGACUAGGAUUUUGGCAGAGGACUCGUGGGGGAUUGUGCCCCGAUUCGGACUCCGGGAUUGGAGGCGAAGGGAGCGAUUUGUUGUCUACGGUUAGUCUGAGACAGGUUUUAGAGUUGCGGCAGCUUUGUUAUAGGAGAAACAAGAUGGUUACAGCCAGGAGUUGAGAGUGUCAUGGACGUAAACCCCCUCCGCUGCAAUGAGUGCGUCACCACAUAAGCCUCCUCCCAGCAAUGUCACUUGUCGCUACUGGGCAACAUCAGGGACUUGCUUUUUUGGUGAUCAGUGCAACUUCGCUCAUAAUCCUGCUGAUAGAGCUGCGUCAGGAAGAUCUGUACCUAAGCGUGAGAAGGCCUGCAAAGAACUUCUUCUCACUGGUUACUGCAAGCUGGUGUUCCAGAAUGAGAAAAAUGGAUGCGAAUACAAUCAUGAGAUUCCAGGCGUAAUUCGUGCAGGACCUCCUUCUGCAUCCUCCUCAACCACUACCAACGUGGCAGCUUCACCAGUGUUUUCGUCCUGGCCGUCAACGACAUCAACUACCCUUAGCCCGGGCAGGACAGCUGCUGCAAUCAGGAAUAAUAGGCUACCGGUGUCUGCCCCAGCAUUUGUUCCUGCAGCAGUGGCAGCAGCCCAGAGAGCCUCUUUGAGUGCUUGGGGUGGUGUGACCCCUGGUAGUGGGAAACGUACCGCGGUGACUUCACAAACCACCCUUACAUCUACUUCUCCAACACAGAAUGACAUCAUUAGUGUAUCAUCAGGUCAGACAUCUGUUGAUGCUCAAACAACCUCAGAUUUAGCAGCUCUGGUUCAAAAAGCUGAAGUCAGGAUAGCUCCAGUUACCGUUUCCAGUGGUGUGUCUGUUAGCACCCCGCUCUCCUCCACAUUUAGCAAUUCUUUGCUGAACGCACAACCCUUCAUUCCUAGCCUUUCUUCUGCAAACAGUGGAAGCUCAAAUGGGCCUACUCAAGGAGCAAGUGUCGGUAGUGCAAAUGCAACACCGUUUGUACCAUCAGGGGGAUCAGUUGCCUCAGCAAUUAGUGCUGCUCCAUUUAUACCAAGAUCAAGGCAGCACCUCGUUACUGGAGCAACAACGGGAGGGGUACCAGCCAGCAUUGAUAGGGCUUUACAACCGGCUAAUCAGUCUCUGGUGGCAUUAGACGGGUCUGUACCCCAACAGCAACUUCAAAUGAGGCAACAGCUGUCGCCACAAAUGCAGCAGCAAAUACAACAUCAAGCUGCUGCUCAAGCCCAAGUGCAAGCUCAGGCCCAGGCACAAGCACAAGCACAAGCUCAAAUGCUUGCCGCUGCAGCUCGCAGCAUGGGUGGAAACGUGCUUAACAACAAUCAGUACGUGGGGAUGGAGGUGCCUAUGGUCAUACCUUCCUUUCGCUUGCCUGAUGGGGACGAUCCUGCUCUUGGCAUGACAGCUAUGUCUCCCCCUAAUCCAGCGUUCUUGGCCAGGGUUGGGGGUAGUGGGGAUCUCUCUGUGCUCCCGCCUUCAGAUGCUAUGACUAGUAUGGGAAUUGUUGGGGAUGAAAGUGGAGUCUUACAAGUGGAUAGCAGUUCUCCGUUUGCUCACAAUUACGGUGGGGGCCUGCCGUCUCUAUCCUUUGUCAGGGCACAACUACAUCAGCAUAUGCAAAACUUGCAGUUGCAGCAGCAGCAUCAGGUUUUCUCUGGCCAGUCAUCGCUUUACUCUUUACGCCCACCACAGAGAACAGGGGCUCAAACUCCUGAGAAGCAGCAGCAGCAGCAAAUGUUGAGCACACAGUCGGAGCAACAAUCUCAAUCACCACCAUACUCCUUACGGGUUUCACAAAGUUUAGGCGCCCAAACCGCUGAGAAGUCUCUAUUUCUUGGUUCACAAGCGGAGGGGAGUGGCUUUGUGCCAUCUUCAUUAGCACUCCUUAGUGAAAAACAAGUGCAAGAACACAUGAGUCCUUCUCCUGAAAGACAAGAGUCUGAUCAGCUCUCUAUGCAAUCCUCAGAAUCCAACGGUCCACAGCAGUCAACUCAGCAAUCAGGGCAGAUUCAAAAUUCGCAGCAGCAAUCAUCAUUAGAACAACACCAUCAUCAACAGCAGGUGCAAAUUCAGCAACAUCUACAGCUACAGGCACUGCAACAACAGCAAAUGCGUCAUAGAAUGCAGCAACAAUCGCAUCAAUCGCAGCAAUCGCAACAACCGCAACACUUUCAGCAACAAGCUCAGGGCCAACGGACUCUUUCUGGUACUGGCUACAGCCAGCAAAGGUUGCCAUCUAUGAGAUCAGCUUCUCCAGUUUCUGGAGUUUCUACGGUCGCAGCUGCAACACAUGGUGGAGCCACUUAUUUCUUAGGCCCUGGCCAAGGUAUCAGCAGUCUGUCACAUGCAUUUAGCUCACCGAAUUCGCGCAAUGAAUCUCGUUCUGCGAGGAGCCAGUUUCCCGCUGGUACUGCACCCUUGGGGUCAAGGUUCAUUUCAGAUCAAUUACGUGAGGAGCUCCGACGGCGCCACACUUUGAUUCAUGCCCAGCUGGACCCUGAGCAAGAUCUUGUUGACUUACCGGAGAUGGUGCAACGAUUUCAUUCUCUGUAUCCCUUGGAGGAUGUAAAUCGUGAUGAUGACAUUCCAAGUACCUCAUUUGGUGUGAGGACGAUGGUCUUUAAAGGAAUCUCUUCGUUGGACGGUCAAGCCUAUGCCAUUCGGCGAAUCGACGGCCGCCAGGUAAUACCUACAGUGGAGCUGGCAGCUACAGCAAUUGAAGCCGUGGAGCGUUGGGCACCUUUUACUCGGCACCCUCAUAUUGUUGCAAUCAGAGAAUCCUUCGUUAGUCGAGAAGUGGAGGAUACUCCGGCUUUGUUCUUUGUGCAUGAUUAUUAUCCUGCUGCUUACACCCUUCAGUCAAUGCAUCUGCAACAAGAGCAAGCAGGUGGUGUUGUACAUUUAACGGUUAGUGAGGAACAACUUUGGAGUUAUAUGGUGCAAUUGGCCACUGUUCUUCGAGCUGUCCAUGGUGCUGGGCUGUAUUUCCGUCCAGGCGGGCUGCAUCCAUCUAAAAUUAUUGUGACAAGCAAAGGUCGGAUACGAGUAUCUAGUGUUGGCAUCCUUGACGUCCUACAUGGUGACCCAGCAGAUGAAGUUCGGGUGUUUCAGAAAGAGGACUUGGCAGGAUGUGGACGUCUGGUACUUGCACUUGCAUGUGGAUCUACUGCAAAUGCAUCACUGGAGUUUAUGGGAUCUCAUUAUUCAAACGAGAUAGUCCGAGUUACUCAGCAUUUGUUGGCCUCAUCUCCUGAGAAGUCUGAGGGAGUGGGUUUCAGCAACAUACGACAAUUGCACUCUUUUUUAGCAGAUCGAAUGUUCAGCGAGAUCGAGAAUGUUCAUAUGCAGAACGACGAAAUCAUGACCGAGUUGAGCAAAGAGGCUGAGAACGGACGUCUUUUACGCAUCCUCGUGAAAUUGGGAAUGAUGAAUGAAAGGCCUGAGACGGACAUGGAUCCAGGGUGGUCAGAAAAUGGUGAUCGCUACUUGCUCAAGUUGUUUAGGGAUUUCGUCUUUCACCAGACAUCAGAAGAAGGAACUCCUGUUAUUGACUGGGGUCAUGUUAUUGAAUGUCUUAACAAGUUGGAUGCUGGAGUCCCCGAAAAGCUAAUUUUAUUGAGUCGUGAUGAGCGAUCAAUGCUCAUUGCUUCAUAUGCGGACUUGAAGCGAUGCUUAGAAAAUGUCUAUCAAGAACUUCUUGCAAGGGCAUCCGGAGACAAGGGAAGGGUCGCACUGCCGCAGAGCAUGCUUGUGCAAUCACAAGCUCGCCUCAGUCAGAGGCUACAUGCAAGUUGAGUGGAACAGUUGAUCGGGAUUUUAGAUGGUCAGUAGUCGCUUUGACCAGUUCCUUCUCUUAGAGGCAGGGUUAGCCCUGGAGGUUAUUUUGGCUAAGCUAACUGGAGUGAUUGCAUGGCAUUGCUUAGCUAGGGAAGGAACUGAUGUAUCUCUUGAGUUUACUGCGUAGGACUUUCCAUUGGUCAUGUUGUAAUUUUUAAACAUGUAGUAUAGUUGGUGUGAGUAUUCUGUUCUCAGCUUGUAAAAAUGGGUAUUGGAUCUUCAACACUUGGACACUUGCAGAACUUUAAGGAAAGUUCAGUUUGCAACUUAA
Molecule: messenger RNA, 4453 nt
Organism: Physcomitrium patens
Lineage: Eukaryota; Viridiplantae; Streptophyta; Bryopsida; Funariales; Funariaceae
Source: RefSeq, a predicted model, not a curated record